Messenger RNA from Acromyrmex echinatior (Panamanian leafcutter ant), 501 nucleotides. RefSeq lists its product as uncharacterized. The record is from RefSeq and is a predicted model, not a curated record. Lineage: Eukaryota; Metazoa; Arthropoda; Insecta; Hymenoptera; Formicidae.
AUGUGUAAGACGUUUACACUCAACGGCAAUUACAAGUGGAUCGACGAGCUGCUGCGUCUUGUAUCAGAUUACAACGCGCGAAAGCAUCGCACUAUCGGCAUGCGAUCCGCCGACGUAAUUCCUGCGAUCGCCGAAAAACUCUUGGGCACAGUGUACAGCGCGAUAAAAAUUGCUGGUCCGGCAAAAUUCAAAAUGGGCGAUUCGGUACACGUGAGCAAGUACAAGACGAUUUUUGAGAAGGGUUACACAAAUUGGAUCACCGAGAUGUUUAAAAUCGUUAAGGUGCAGCAUACCAAUCCCAUAACCUACUUACUCGAGAACUAUCGCGGAAAAUUCGUCAUUGGUGCGUUUUACGAGCACGAGUUGCAUCGCGCUACUCAUCCAGACGUGUAUCUCGUGGAGAAAGUACUGUGCAGGAAGGGAGACACAAAGUGUACGUCAAGUGAUUGGGAUUUGAGAGAUCGCACAAUUCAUAAUAUACACAAAAACAAUGUCAUUUGA